Molecule: messenger RNA, 1467 nt
Organism: Rotaria sp. Silwood2
Lineage: Eukaryota; Metazoa; Rotifera; Eurotatoria; Philodinida; Philodinidae
Source: the annotation of a GenBank genome assembly
AUGGACUUCGAACAUUUUGGUCACAAACUUUAUUCGAUUGUCAGUCAAAAUAAGAAUAAUCAAAAUGUAUUUCUUUCACCAGCAAGUAUUGCUCUUGCUAUGUCAAUGUGUACAGUUGGUGCUCGAAAAGAAACAUUAGAUCAAAUGCUACAUGUUCUGGAUGCAUCAUCAAUAGACGAUUUAACAAAAACAGCUGAAAAAAUUAUGCAUGUAUUUUCUAUUGCUGAUCACGAUACACAAGUUCAACUUAAAUUAGCUAAUCGUCUUUAUGCACAAAAAGCCUAUAAAAUUCAACCAGAUUAUUUAAGUCUUGUUCAAAACUCUUUCAAAGCUAAUAUUAAACUUGAAGAUUUUGAAAAUGACACUGCUCAUGCUGUUCAAACAAUAAAUACAUGGGUUGAAGAACAAACUAAUAAAUUAAUUCAGAAUUUACUGUCGAAAAAUGAUGUUACACGUGAUACACGAUUAAUCAUUGUUAAUUGUAUUUAUUUUAAGGGUACAUGGAUAAAACAAUUUCAAGAACAAUUCACUACACAAAAUGCUGAUUUUCAUGAAGCUAAUGGUAACAUAUCAAAAAUAAAACUAAUGUAUCAAAAAGAAAAAUACGCUUAUGCUGAAAAUAACGAUUUACAUGUACAAAUUGCUCAUUUACCGUAUAAGAGUGAAAAUCAAGAAGUUCAAUUUGUUUUUACUGUAAUUUUACCUAAGCAAGGUGUUUCAUUGGAUGAAGUUGAACAAAAAUUAACAUCAAAGCCCGACUUAAUGGAAAAAGUGUUAAAUGAUGAAAAUACUAGAACACAAGAACUUCUUUUAUAUUUACCAAAAUUUAAAAUGGAAGCUGCAUUUGUGUUAAAUGAUGUUCUUAUACACCUUGGAAUGAUAAAUGCAUUUAGUGAUAGCAAAGCAGAUUUUACUGGUAUUGUCAGUCAACAAGAUGAUAGAAAUGAUUUAUAUAUUAGCAAGGUUAUUCACAAAGCGUUUAUCGAUGUCAAUGAAAUAGGUGAUAUUNUGGAUGAAGUUGAACAAAAAUUAACAUCAAAGCCCGACUUAAUGGAAAAAGUGUUAAAUGAUGAAAAUACUAGAACACAAGAACUUCUUUUAUAUUUACCAAAAUUUAAAAUGGAAGCUGCAUUUGAAUUAAAUGAUGUUCUUAUACACCUUGGAAUGAUAAAUGCAUUUAGUGAUAGCAAAGCAGAUUUUACUGGUAUUGUCAGUCAACAAGAUGAUAGACAUGGUUUAUACAUUAGCAAAGUUAUUCACAAAGCCUUUAUCGAUGUGAAUGAACAAGGCUCAGAAGCAGCAGCAGCUACUGCGGUUGUCAUGAAUCGUUGUUUCUCAUCAAUGGCUCCGAAACCAUCACCUAUUGAAUUCAAAGCUGAUCGACCAUUUUUAUUUUUCAUUCGUGAAAGUCAACAAAAUAUUGUUUUAUUUAGUGGCAAAUUUGUUUCACCACCAACAGUAUCAUAA